Molecule: messenger RNA, 2038 nt
Organism: Panonychus citri (citrus red mite)
Lineage: Eukaryota; Metazoa; Arthropoda; Arachnida; Trombidiformes; Tetranychidae
Product: MICOS complex subunit MIC60-like
Exons: 5
Coding region: 116-1852 (578 amino acids)
Biological process (GO): cristae formation
Cellular component (GO): MICOS complex
Source: RefSeq, a predicted model, not a curated record
UCGUAAUAUCAAUAAGAUCCCUCAGAGUAACUGUUUGGAUUUUUUGAUUUGAUGUUAAAGUCAAACGUUUUUUUGACCUUCCAAUUGUUUGACUAAUUAAAUCGUUAAUUGCCUCAUGCUUCGUCGGCCAUUCCCUGUGAUUAAUGUAAAGCGUUUACUGAGGCCUAAACGAUCAUGUAAUCCCUUUGAGAAAAGGCUCUCAAGCACCGGUCCAAGGGGUGGAGGCCGAAAGUUUUUGGUCAGUCUUGUAGGAGCAACUGUUCUUGGUAUUGGUGGUUCUAUUGCCUAUGACAGCUAUGAUCCGAGUUUUAGAAAGAAAAUCAAUCAAAAUGUUCCCUAUGCUGAGGAUAUUUUGAAUUUUUUAAUUGGACCAUCUGAAAGUGGUGCUAAUGAAUCUGCUAAAUCUUCACCUUCAAUUCAAUCUAUUAGUCAAAAUGAAAGUUUGAUGAAAAAGAAAUUGGAAAGAAGUAAAGCUCAAGCUGAACAAGAGUCUAGUAAGACUGUUUCUUCGAGUCCGAUUAUGUCUUCUUCUUCUUCUCUACCACCCCAGCCCACAUCGGUUCCACCACCGCCAUUGGAAAUCCCUACAUCUUCUCAACCCAAAUCACCGGUAGUGGAAAAAUCUAGUGAAAUUAAGGUUACCCCGGCUAGUAAAAGUAAAGAAUCUGUAAAAGAUGAGAAACCAGUUGGUAUUGUUAAACCAGUCCCAAUUGUUCAAGAAUCAAAAGAUGAAACUAAAUCUACUAUCGAGGUAUUUAAAUCAUCAGUGUUUUACAAUGAACUUGUUCUAAAUUCAAUUUUCUUUCCCUUCCAGGCUCAUAAAAGUGAUAUUAGUCCAGUCUCACAAUUAAGUGAACAAAGAUCCGAAACCGCUGUUGAACAUGAGAUGGUUCAACAAUAUAAAAAAAUAGAUGAACUUGAAGCAGAUUUUGAGAAAAAGAUUGAUUUGAUUCGCGAUGAAUAUGAAAAAGAAUUGAUAAAACAACUGAAACGUCAAGUUGCUGUUUACCUUGACCAUCUCAAUGACCAAUUAGAAGUCCAAAAAUUAGAACUGGAAAGAAUGCAAAUAUUAGACCAAGAGGAUAAAAUUUUAGCAAUUAAAGAUAAAUAUUUUUCAGAACUUAGCGGAGCAUUAAACAAAUUACACGACAUUGAAGGCGUUUUAAAAGCACGGGAAAAGUUGGACGAAGAAGAAAUUAGAGCAAGAAAAUUAUGGCUUCUCUGUCAAUCAUUGAAAGAUUCUCUCAAAUUCAAUGGACUGAACGAACCUAAACCACUAAAAGAUGAAAUAACCACAAUGAAGAAAACGGUUGAUGGUUUAUCGAUUCAAAGUCCAAUGACUUCGUCAAUUCUAAACAGUAUACCUAAUGAUGCCAUCGUAGAAGGAGUUCACAAUGAGGACAGUCUCAUCGAAAGAUUCAAAAAAGUGGACAAACUUUGUAAACGCGUCGCUUUGAUAGGAGAUAACGGAGGAUCUCUUGGUCAAUACGUUUUGUCCUACCUACAAUCUGUAUUGAUUAUCGAUUCUGUUAAAAUUCCUGAACAAGAAUUAUCUGGAACCAUGCAAGUUGACCCUUCUAAAUGGGACACAUUUGAAAUUCUUGCUCGAGUUAAACAUAGUCUCAAUCAACGUAAUAUUGAACAAGCCUUGAAAUACGCUAAUCAAUUGCGAGGAGCUCCUCGUAAAGUAGCAAAAGAUUGGAUUUCGGACACAAGAACCCAUUUAGAAGUCCGUCAAGCGGCCGAGCUUCUUCAAGCAUUAGCUGCCACAAUCACAAUAAGAGCUGUUAAAUGUAAUUUUAGUUGUGAAAAAAAAACAAAUCGAGUUAAUUGGCUUCUCGAAAAUCAGUAAAAAAAUUGUGUUACGAUUUGUUUCAAAAUGAAAACUUCAAGGAAACAAUGGUGACGAAAGUAUCGAGAUGAAUUUUUCUCAAUGGUUAUGAUUGGAAAAUGUUAUAAACUGAAUACUUAUUUAAAAACAAAAUCUAUUGUAUCAAAAUCACAAUUUUCUUGGUUAUCAUUAGGAAUUCAAAUCAAU